Durio zibethinus is the source of this 2737-nucleotide messenger RNA. The record is from RefSeq and is a predicted model, not a curated record. NCBI's taxonomy places the organism in Eukaryota, Viridiplantae, Streptophyta, Magnoliopsida, Malvales, Malvaceae.
AAAAAAAUAACCAAUCUACACUCCCAAUUGCUAAAGGAAGUGCCUUCUUUUGCAUGGUUUAGUCGCCCUCAUAGCCACUUGGCUGCAGCCAUUCCAUUUUAGAAUUUGAGAGAUGAAAUUUUCUACUUUUUAUGUUUGGUUGAAGAAUUAAACGUAGAGCCGUAGGCCUUUAGGAGACAGGACAGUACUUGAAACAAUAGUGUUAACUAAAACAAAAUGGGCACAGCAUCUUUAUCGCUACUCUGUUGGCAACAUGCAGUGAUUCCUCUCCUCUUUUGGUCACCGACUCCCAUAAAUUGAUGCUCUGGGCAUGGCAACUUGGCAAGUGGUCCUUAAAAUAUAAGGAGAAGAAAUGAGAACAUGUGUUGAGUAGGGAUUUCGAACUUUUCCUUCAAAUUUGUUUAGCCUUCGGACUUUACCAUUUUUGGCUUUGUUUUCUACCUUGCGGUUCAAUCCAUUAUUAAGAUUUGGCAUCGCACUUCUAUUCCUGCUCCUUCUUUCCUUCGUCGGCCCGACAUUUUAGUAGGCGAUCAAAUCCCUGUUCGCUUUCUUGAUUCACACUAGCAAUUUUCUUGACUCAUGACACUUAUACCAUCACAUAAGCUUAAAUUACGACAAAUUUCAUCGUAGCGAUUCCAAACACUGAAUAAGGUAGGCGAUUUCCAAAGUAGAAUUUCCUCUCUUUUUUUUAUAUUUAUAUUUUAAAAUAUUUUUUCCUAUUUCUUUAAUAAAUAGGUAAAUAACCGUCCUUUUUAAAAUUCCAAAUCCCAAACAAAACAAAAAUCAUAAAAACCAAAAAAAAAAAAUGCUCACUCUCAUGUGAGAGAACUCUGUCUUCUUCAAGAUCAAAGGGCCUCUCCCCUUCUCUCUCUCUCUCUCUCUCUCUCUCUCUCUGGAGAUUCCAAAACGAUGGCGUUUUGGUGGCCGAUUUUCGUUCUGGCCUUUGCCUAUGCGAUCUGUCGUUUCUUACUGAUCCUCAUUCCUCCAAAUGUUCCUUCCAUUGACGUCGACGCCUCCGAUGUGUUGGGGAACCAAACUCAAGAAAACGGCUUCAUUUACGUACCGCCGAGGGGAAGGACACAACAGUCAGAUAGAAAAGUUCAAUGCUAUGAGCCUGCUACCAUGAAAUACUUGGGCCAUUUCCCAGCAUUGACACCUGCUGAGGUUGAGGAGCGUGUAUCACAAGCAAGAAAAGCACAGAAAAUUUGGGCAAAAAGUAGUUUCAAGCAAAGGCGACAGUUUUUGCGGAUUCUUUUAAAAUAUAUUCUUGAACACCAAGAGCUUAUAUGCGAAGUCUCUUCACGUGAUACGGGGAAAACAAUGGUUGAUGCCUCCUUAGGAGAAAUAAUGACUACAUGUGAGAAGAUCACUUGGCUUCUUUCAGAGGGCGAAAGGUGGCUCAAGCCUGAAUACCGAUCUUCUGGAAGAUCAAUGCUUCACAAGAUAUCCAAAGUGGAAUUUCACCCGCUUGGUGUAAUUGGGGCUAUUGUUUCAUGGAAUUACCCAUUUCAUAAUAUUUUUAAUCCAAUGCUUGCAGCAGUCUUUUCAGGAAAUAGUGUGGUGAUUAAGGUUUCUGAAAAUGCAAGCUGGUCUGGGUGUUUCUACUUUCGGAUAAUCCAAGAAGCUCUUGCUGCUGUUGGAGCUCCUCUAAAUCUGGUUGAGGUAAUUACAGGCUUUGCUGAAACAGGAGAAGCACUGGUGUCUUCUGUUGAUAAAACCAUAUUUGUUGGAUCACCAGGUGUGGGAAAGAUGAUAAUGAGAAAUGCUGCUGAGAUCCUUAUGCCAAUUACUCUUGAGCUUGGUGGGAAAGAUGCAUUUAUUGUGUGUGAAGAUGUUGAUAUUCCUCAUGUUGCUCAAGUUGCUGUCAGGGCUGCUCUUCAAUCAAGUGGGCAGAAUUGUGCUGGGGCUGAGAGAUUUUAUGUUCACAGGGAUAUUUAUACUUCAUUUGCCAAUCAAGUGACUAAGAUUGUGAAGUCUGUUUCCGCUGGCCCACCACUGGCUGGAAGAUAUGAUAUGGGCGCCAUAUGCUUGCUGGAGCAUUCUGACAAGCUUCAAAGCCUUGGAUUAGACAAAGGAGCAGAAAUUGUUGCUCGUGGAAGUUUUGGCCAUUUAGCUGAAGGUGCAGUUGAUCAAUUUUUCCCCCCUACCGUGCUCGUGAAUGUGAACCAUACAAUGAAGUUGAUGCAAGAAGAGACUUUUGGACCGAUCAUGCCAAUAAUGAAAUUUAGCACAGAUGAAGAGGUUAUCAAGCUUGCAAAUGACUCAAGAUAUGGGCUUGGCUGUGCUGUUUUUUCUGGCAGUCAACGGCGUGCCAAGGAUAUAGCUUCCCAAAUACAGUGUGGAGUUGCUGCAGUUAAUGAUUUUGCCUCAACUUAUAUGUGUCAGUCCCUGCCAUUUGGUGGUGUAAAAGACAGCGGAUUCGGGCGAUUCGCCGGUGUUGAAGGAUUGAGAGCUUGCUGUCUGGUAAAGUCGGUUGUUGAGGAUAGAUGGUGGCCUUAUAUCAAGACCAAGAUACCAAAGCCUAUUCAGUAUCCUGUUGCUGAAGAUGGGUUUGAGUUUCAAGAAUCACUUGUGGAGGCACUUUAUGGCUUGAACAUUUGGGACCGUCUACGAGCACUGGUCAAUGUUCUAAAGAUCAUUUCCGAGCAAAAUUCUGUUGCCAAUAGCAAGAGAAGUGACUGAGUUGUUAGCAUUAUAUUUUACUCCCUCUGUCCUAAAAUGGUUGGCCUGACUUUUA